This is a messenger RNA of Scatophagus argus, 1151 nucleotides long. RefSeq names its product trichohyalin. Lineage: Eukaryota; Metazoa; Chordata; Actinopteri; Scatophagidae. Bases 18 to 1151 code for a protein of 377 amino acids. The record is from RefSeq and is a predicted model, not a curated record. The transcript is spliced from 9 exons.
GCCCGCUGGUAAAAGUUAUGGACCAAAUCAAGUGUGAAGUCACAGCAAGCGACAAACUCCUCCAUUUGCUCCUGAACGAUGCCUUAAGAGGAAACAAUAGGACAGUCCUCAUCUACUGCAUCCACCCUCAAAGUCUUCUACCUGAUGAAACCACCUCUGCUUUAGCUUUGGCCCAGAAAGCAAGAAAUUUUGUAACAACAGCCACCACCAAUCGCUGGUGUCAAGAGGCAACUGAGCAAGAGAUCAGAGACAGCAUCAUGGAGCUAAGGACCAGGAUUAUGUCACAGGGGGGAAAUGAAGUUUACGACAUCUACAGGCUGGCAGAGCUGACCCAAAACCUGCAGAUUGUGAAAAAUCAGUCAUGGGAGAAGAGGAGGGAAGAGUCAAAGAAAAUAAAAGGCAAAACACAGGGUCAUCGGCCCCCAAAUAGCGACUGGCUCAGCAGUGAUCACAGGGAGAGUACAGACACAAUGAAAUAUUUACAAGACCAGCUGAAACAAGAAAUGGAAGAACACAUCCAAGAGGGUAAAGGGAAUGUGGAGAAAGUCCAGGAGAGUGUAGCAAGAAUGCAGCAGCUGAGGGAGGAUCUCAGAGAGGAGAUACUGAAAAAAGGGACUGCUGCAAACAAGUCUGACCUCUGUCAGCAAUCUCAGCUGGAAUACGACAAAGCGCAGGAACGGAGAAGGCAACUAAAGGAGGACCACGGGAGAUUAAUUCAAGAGGAGGUGGAGAAGAUGGAGAGAGACUUGGCACAGGAACUGACAGAAGGCCUGCAGAGAGAGCUGCUGGUGCUGACCAGAGAGAGGCAGGUCCUGGUGCUGCAGAUAGAGGCCCUGCGUGCUGAGGCCCAGCAGGCUGAGAGAGACCUGCAGAAUCAAUAUCUCAGACACCAAACAGAGCUGCAUUGUCUGAGAGAAGAGAGCCUGCAGGUGUUCAGAGUGUUUCGCCAGGCAAGUGAAGAGCAGAGGAAGAUGUCAGAGGGCAGAUACAGAAGUGUGCUGCUGGAGGCUGUGCAGGACGCCGUCUACCUGUCCGCCCAGAAUCAGCAGCUGCAGUCCGACAACAAACAACUCCGUAAAGCACUGGGAGAGUUACAGGAUACUUUAGUUGUGCGAGGUGAUCCUAAAGCUGAACUGUUAUCCCAACAAUAA